GAAGCGCUCAAGUCCCAUCCGAGGGGGAGCGGAGGAGAGGGGGACUCCGGGGAAGCGCGCCCGCCGGGAUGGGGUCCAGGUGUGGUGCUUUUUGGUUUUACAUAGUUUGAGAUGGACUGACGCGGUCCGUUUUUGUCGGUUGGCUCUGGGUAAAUAGACCCCCCCCGGGUUUGAAGGAAGGGUUGCCGGAGUUGCGGUCGGUCGGCCGGCGGCUCUCUGUUCGCCAUGGAGUGAGAGAGCGCACGGGAACUUCAGCCUCGCCAUGAAAUCAGUUUUUUUCAGCCGCUUCUUCAUCCUGCUGCCAUGGGCCCUCAUUGUCAUCAUCAUGAUCGAUAUCGACAGUAAAAAGGCGAUCCGGGCUCCGGGGGCCGGCCGGACCGGCAAGGCGCAGCGAGCGGCCCGGACCCGCGCUCCGGGGACCGGCGGCCCCCAGAACCAAACCGCUCUGCCGGUCAUCCACGCCGUCACCCCGACGUACACCCGGCCGGUGCAGAAGGCGGAGCUGACCCGCCUGGCACAGGCUUUCCGCCAGGUGCCCCGGUUCCACUGGAUCGUAGUGGAGGACUCGGCGACGCGCACGGAGCUGGUGGCGCGCUUCUUGGCCCGGUGCGGCGUGCCGUACACGCACCUGAACAUUUUCACCCCCCGGAGGUUCAAGCGCACCGGGAUGCCGCGCGCCACCGAACAGAGGAACGUGGCUCUGACGUGGCUCCGGCAGCACCGGGACAAGCGGGACGCCGGAGUGGUUUUCUUCGCGGACGACGACAACACCUACAGCCUGGAGCUGUUCGAGGAGAUGCGUAGUACUCGAGGUGUUUCUGUUUGGCCGGUGGGAUUUGUGGGCGGAAGAGCGUACGAGCGGCCCUUGGUGUCCGGGGGUAAAGUGGUGGGCUGGUACACCGGCUGGAGACCGGACCGACCCUUCGCCACCGACAUGGCAGGUUUUGCAGUGAACCUCCAGGUGAUCCUGGCGAACCCGCGGGCGCAGUUCAAGCGGCGCGGCUCCCAGCCGGGGAUGCAGGAGUCCGACUUCCUCAAGCAGAUCACCAAGGUCACCGAGUUGGAGCCCAAGGCCAACAAUUGCACCCAGGUUCUUGUUUGGCACACUCGCACGGAGAAACCACACCUCGCCAAUGAGCCCAAACAUCGGAAAGACACCGUGGUCAUUGAGGUGUGAGAGGAGGGGCCGAGCAGCGGAUCGGAGACGCCAUGUCUUUGCUAACCAGCGACAGCACGGGUUGUGCCGUCUGUCCCGCUGGACACGGACUCUAUAGGAGCUGCAUGAUUCAAGACCCCUGGCUGGCUUCUUGUUGGGACGUCUUGGCCUGUAAUGUAAUGUAAAAAAAACAAACAAAAAAAGCAUCUUGUUGCUGAAGUGCCGAGUGAAUAAUUUGGCAUUUUAAUCAUUAAUACAUCCUUGUCAAAUGAACUGUUACUGUGAUAUAAUUACUGUACAAACGAGGCUCUCUGUUAAGACAACUCGUAUUGCACAAAACAAAGAAGAUGGACAUUUUUCAUUGUUAGUACGAAGCAUGUAUCACGGUGUUGUUAGCAUAAAGCUAGCGAAGACUGCAACUCACACUAAUUCUUUGGGAACAACGUCUAGCAAACUGCAACAAACCUCUCUAACAAGUAGCUUUUAUUACAAAACAAUGUGUUGGUUUGCUUUAAAGGUGUUGGAGAUGGUAUUUUGGAGUAGAGAGAGAUCUGCGUCGUCGGCUUCCAGUCGUGAUGCUAAGCUAGGCUAACCGGAUCCUAACUCAAGCGCUGUGUGCGCACAAAAUUGGCAUAAUUUUGUUGUCUUUCAUGUCAUCUGUCCCUUUGACUGAGCAGAGCACACAUGUUGGACCGCAUCAUCUGACAAAAGGUGCGUUCGCUGCUGAAGAACGUCUCCGUCUUCAAUUCCUUAUAUCUGUAAAAUGGCCAAAAGCGGCUCCUGCCUCUCGUUGAUACACCUUGAUGUCUCAGCGUUGACGCAGUAACGAUUCAUCACUGGCGAUUGUCCUUCACGUCACCCUGAACUGGUCGUAGGAGAUGAUCGACCUCCUCUCGCUGUGCGUUUCUUCAGUGUGCGACCGGGUCAUGGAAGCGGCGUAACAAAGCGAUGUCUCAAGCUGCCGUCAAUAAUGCAAAGCACGAGGGUGAACAACAAGGUUCGCUUCUGGUUUCACAGCUCAGUGUUUUAUCGGCAGUAUUGUCCUGGUCACUGAAGAGUGUGUGUGUGUGUGUGUGUGUGUGUGUGUGAUGUAAACACGGGGAAAAACAAACUGGAUUAAAUCCAGGAUUCAACACUUUGGCAAAGAAAAUGAACAAUUCAAUGUCAUUUUUUUGUCUGAAACUUACUGUCAUCUCUUGUAUGUUAUUGUAGUAGGCCUCUGAUAUGUUUUAAUACCUUUUUAAGUUAUUUAUAUAUAUUUCUACGUUGGUUCUUUUAUUUCUUCUGAACUCAUUUGGUCCAAAAAAUGUACAAGUCAACAACUCAAUACCACACAUUACGUGUCGCACAGAGAAAUACGUUUGCACUAGAUUUAGCACAUAAGUACAAUUGCUAAAGAAAGUAGCAAUGUGUCAUUAAAUAAUCUGAUUCAUUGUUGCUCAUAGAAUACUAUAGGAUACUUCACAUUUCCUCCACUAAACAAUCAAUGGACCUAUCAGAAAAAAAUAACGACCAGAUUAAUAAUUUAUGAGAAAGUGAAUAAUUUAGUUUAGACAAGUUGACAAAUUAACAGAAAACAGAAAACCACAAGAUUUCCAGCUGUUAUAAAUUCCCCAACACGUACAAGCGGCAGUGGUGAUUUCAGCCACACUGAAAGGUGCUGAAUGGCAUCUACAUGAAGGAAAGAGCGAACAAAGGGACGUUUGAGUUCAUGGCCGAUCCCUGCUGAUCCGUCCUGGUCGCCACCGCGACGCGAACGUGGUAAAACUACCACGGUGUUUUACCACACGUCGUCUUUUCCAAACUCACGGCUCAUUACGCAGGAUUCUUUUGGACAUAAUGUAUUAUACAUUUGUUGGCUUGAGUCUCAUGCAGAUUAAUUAUUUUUUAAGACCCGUUCUGAAAGGUUGAUAUUAGUAUAAUCAAAUAUUCAGAUAUCUCUGAACAGAAAUACCUAAUAAGACAGAUGAAAUGAAAAUACGCACAAAUCUCCCAAACAUUCUCUACCAACUCUGCAGCCAGCCGGCAGAUGGAUUUGACAUGUUUCUGUGCAUAUUUAUUGAACAUGGAAGUUUCUCAAAGGCUGCUGGGAAUUCUCCUUGCUUCAUGCUCCUGUGCUGCUGCUGCCGCCUGAUCUCGUCCACUCAAGGUAAUCUCCCACGAGCCCGAUAAUCCACUAGGAGCCGCAGUGACGAUUGGCGACAAAUUGACAUCCGCCAAGCGAUGAUGUGUGUGCCAUUAAAGCACUCUAAUUAGUAUUUUUGGACUCUCGCUGGAAAAAACACGCUGAACAUGAAGGUCGGUGUUGUUGGACGCAGGCAGAUUGUGCUGAAUCCCAUAAUGAAUAAACCGUUUUCAAAUA
Messenger RNA from Gasterosteus aculeatus aculeatus (three-spined stickleback), 3518 nucleotides. It is a transcript of the gene b3gat2, whose product is annotated as beta-1,3-glucuronyltransferase 2 (glucuronosyltransferase S). Gene Ontology annotation, biological process: carbohydrate metabolic process; chondroitin sulfate proteoglycan biosynthetic process. Gene Ontology annotation, molecular function: galactosylgalactosylxylosylprotein 3-beta-glucuronosyltransferase activity. Lineage: Eukaryota; Metazoa; Chordata; Actinopteri; Perciformes; Gasterosteidae. The record is from RefSeq and is a predicted model, not a curated record. Gene Ontology annotation, cellular component: Golgi membrane.